Lodderomyces beijingensis is the source of this 1638-nucleotide messenger RNA. The record is from the annotation of a GenBank genome assembly. NCBI's taxonomy places the organism in Eukaryota, Fungi, Ascomycota, Pichiomycetes, Serinales, Debaryomycetaceae.
AUGUCGAAAAACUCACACUUGCCUUCGUUAACCACCAGAGUAACGCAAAUCUCCUGCGCCAUCGUGUGGUGCCUAGUAGCCGCGGGCCCCGUGUUUGGAUUUGCGGCAUUGAAACCAAUCCUCAUCGCGCAAGACGUUUACGCAUCUCGAUGCGACGUCAAGGUUGAAUCCGCCGAUGCCCAAUGCGUUGAGCAGGACUUGUCGUUGAAUUUCUUGUUCACUGUUGCCUGUAUGGUGACGAAUAUCUGCGCAUUGCCCGUGGGGUCCGUCUUGGACACAUAUGGCCCGAAAAUCACCGGUAUAAUCGGCUCGUUUCUCCUUACUUUGGGAUCGUUGAGUUUGAAAUACGCGGCAAGUUUGGAAAUUUUCGAUGGGUAUUUGACGGGUUACACUUUGUUGGCAUUGGGCGGUCCCUUUGUUUUCAUUAGCUGUUUCCAAUUGGCCAACAGUUUCCCCAAGAACUCCGGCUUGAUAUUGGCAUUGCUAACAGGCGCUUUCGACUCGUCGUCGGCGUUGUUUUUGUUUUACCGUCUUUUCUACUUUAGAGUUGAGAAAUUGAGCAUCGCCAGUUUCUUUACUGGGUAUUUGAUUGUCCCCAUUUUUAUCUUGCUUUGCCAGGUGUUUAUUAUGCCUGGCAGCUCCUACAAGACGGUGGGCACUUUGGCCAAAAUCGCCGAGACGGGCAUUGAUGAAAGCGGAAGACCCUUGGAUUCUUCGCUUUUGCUUCCUGCUGAUCGCGAGGCUGCUGCAAGCGCAAGCGCAGGUGCAGGUGCAGGUGCAGGUGCAGGUGCAAGUUCAGGCGAAGCUUACUACCAGCCAACAAUCUCGGAAACUACUUCGCUAUUGAUGAGAAGAGCGCCCAACGCGUCAAGAAGGGCAUCGACCGUGUCUAGAGCCUCGUACAACUCCGUGAAAUCUUCAUACGAACAGCAAGCUGAUAACAAGUUGGUUGCGUCCACCGGAGGGGUAUUUGGUGUCUUGCAUGGCUACUCAAUCACUCACCAGUUGAAGUCCCCUUGGUUUGUGUUGAUGACUUUAUUUACAACUAUCCAAAUGUUGCGCAUCAAUUUCUUUGUCGCCACCAUCAAGGCUCAAGAGUACUAUCUAUACGACAGCGAGGAAGUUGCAACUACAAUCAACCAUUUUUUCGACUUGGCCUUGCCGUUAGGUGGGAUUUUCUCAAUCCCAUUCAUCGGCUUGAUUUUGGACAAUUUGACAACGCUUGCCGUCUUGUACAUUUUGACCGGGUUGUCGUUGUUUAUCGGGGUCAUGGGUUUAUUAUCCUGGUUGCCUGGAACAUAUGCGGGAAUAUUGGUGCUCGUCGUUUACAGACCUUUCUACUACACGGCUGUCUCAGACUUUUGUGCCAAAGUUUUUGGCUAUGAUAACUUUGGCACUGUGUACGGAACCAUUAUCGCCUUUAGCGGGAUCUGCAAUAUUUUGCAGCAGGUCAUGGACCAGGCCACACACGAGUAUUUCAAUAUGAAUCCGACCCCAGUCAACACUUUCUUGGUGGUGCUAACGGCUGUGUUUGGCGCUGCUUUGAUCUUGUUUGUCAAGUCUCAGGAAAAGAACAUCAAGAGAAGAAACCUACAGAUGGAAGCUGAAGAUGCAACGUUGUCAUCUAUGCCAAACUAG